Molecule: messenger RNA, 1305 nt
Organism: Ostrea edulis (European flat oyster)
Lineage: Eukaryota; Metazoa; Mollusca; Bivalvia; Ostreida; Ostreidae
Exons: 2
Coding region: 1-1305 (434 amino acids)
Source: RefSeq, a predicted model, not a curated record
AUGAUGCACAGAGAAUCCUGCGCGUGUGGGACCGACAGUUUGGAACUGUUUAAAGUUCCCCCGACAAACAUCACUUUAGAAGACUCUAAAUGGAUGGAAUAUUAUCCGAUUUCUAGUACGUUAAAUUCGGAUACGGCUCCCAUUGAAUUCGAAAUCAAAGGUCAAGGAGAUGAAUAUCUGCAUUUAUCUCAAUCGUAUCUCCAGAUGGUCUGUAAAUUCACCAAAGCAGACGAGACGGCUCUCACGGGAGCGGGUUCUACUUCUACCCCGGUCAAUAACAUCUUACAUUCCUUAUUCAGUGAAAUCGAUGUGAGUCUCAAUGGUAAAGUAAUUACCCCAGGAACGGAUACUUAUCCCUACAAAGCCUACUUGGAGAAAUUACUGUCUUAUGCCCCCAAAACUCUGAAAACUCAGAUGAGAGCCUGUACCUUGUGGGAAAAAGAUACCGCCGGUCAAAUGGAGGAUCGAGAGUAUUCUGGUCUGGUUCAACCUCCAAAGGAAUUUAACGUAGUUGGUGAUAAAGUCACCAUCAAUGCAAUGCUACCCACCCCAAUAUAUCCCGACGAUUCUCAGAAUGUGGGGUUGAGAAAACGUCACCACAAAAUAAAUAACAGUAAGGAAAUUGUCUUGAUGGAUCGUUUACAUCUGGAUUUGUUUCAGCAAGAAAAAUGUCUGCCGAACGGAGUAGACGUACGUCUCCGAUUCAAUCGUGCCAGACCCCAAUUCUACAUGAUGACCGAUGUCGGUAGUAGUGGGGAAAGUAGUCAUUCAAAAGUGGAAGUGAAAACGUUCACGAUCCCCACCGGGACCCAAUCGAAAAUCACCGAUCACCUAUUCCAAGGACAGAUGCCCAAACUCAUCCUCUUGGGGUUUGUGGAAAACGUCGCCUUUAAUGGCGAUGAUGCUAAAAAUCCGUUUAAUUUCCAAAAUCAGAAAAUCAAAAAAUUAGAAGUCAGUAUCAAUGGAGACAUGAUGGAAACUCGUCCCCUGGAACCUAAUUUCACGGCCGAUCAGUAUCUGAGAUCGUAUUUAAGUCUGUACAAAGGAUUGGGAAAAUUAGGACAAGAUUGGGCUCCCGACAUUACUCUGGAAGAGUAUAAAAACGGUUACACCCUAUGGUGUAUGGAUUUCACCAAAGAUCAAGAAGCUCAGACGGAUAAAUUUCAUCUCAUACAGACGGGGAACCUGAGAGUAGAAGUUCAAUUUGCCGACAGCAUAGCGACGACCUUAAACUGCGUGGUGUAUGCCGUCUUUGACAAUUUGCUAGAAAUCAACAAACAACGAGAAGUCAGCAUCGAUUACUGA